AUGAGUAGUGAACAUUCCGAAAAGCCUGGGUUUCUGAGGACUAUUGUACUAUGCACGCUUUUGAUCUUGAUAGCCGAUAUUGGUGGCAGUAUGCUCGUUGCGCCAGAUGUUCGGGUAUUAGAGUUGAGUCUUUGCCGGCAAUACUACAAGCGUCAUGAUCCUACAGUCAUCGGUCCACCUCCGUUUGCUCUUGUUGAAGAGCGGCUUUGCAAGAUCGCCGACAUACAAGGCCCUCUAGCCGAAUUGCGAGGCCUGAGAGCAUCCCUCUCCGUCAUUCC
Molecule: messenger RNA, 278 nt
Organism: Bacidia gigantensis
Lineage: Eukaryota; Fungi; Ascomycota; Lecanoromycetes; Lecanorales; Ramalinaceae
Exons: 1
Source: RefSeq, a predicted model, not a curated record